This is a messenger RNA of Hippocampus zosterae (dwarf seahorse), 8458 nucleotides long. It is a transcript of the gene scn1laa, whose product is annotated as sodium channel, voltage-gated, type I-like, alpha. NCBI's taxonomy places the organism in Eukaryota, Metazoa, Chordata, Actinopteri, Syngnathiformes, Syngnathidae. Gene Ontology annotation, molecular function: protein binding; voltage-gated sodium channel activity. The transcript is spliced from 27 exons. Gene Ontology annotation, biological process: membrane depolarization during action potential; neuronal action potential; sodium ion transmembrane transport. The record is from RefSeq and is a predicted model, not a curated record. Gene Ontology annotation, cellular component: plasma membrane; voltage-gated sodium channel complex; axon. The coding region runs from base 263 to 6172 and encodes 1969 amino acids.
GGCUCUCUUCUGGCGAGCUCUCUCUCUCUCUCUCUUAAUAGGCUCUUUCCUCUUGGAAAUAAUUGGAAGCAAGCGUGCUAACUCCCAACCAAACGGACUUAUUUGUUUCUUUUACCAGUCUACCCCCACCCCACCCGCUUUUUUUUCUUCUUUGUGGCUCUCUGAAGUUUCUGGAGUGUCUGUUAGCUGGAAAUCAUGGGAAACUAAUGGCCUUUUUCAUGCGGGAGGCUAGCUGUGCACCCUGAAGGUGCAGGAUGAAAAGAUGGCGCAGCUGCUUGUACCGCCAGGACCAGACAGCUUCCGCCGCUUUAGUCGCGAUUCCCUCGCGGCCAUUGAGCAGCGGAUCGCCGAAGAGAACGCCAAAAAGCCAAAGGGAGAGAAGCGAAAGCGCAGCGACGAGGAUGAACCCAAGCCAAGUCGUGACUUGGAGGCGGGGAAGUCCGUCCCCCUGGUGUACGGGGAGGUCCCGAAAGGAAUGGUCUCCACACCGGUGGAAGAUCUGGAUCCCUUCUACAGUAAUCAGAAAACGUUCAUAGUUAUAAACAAAGGAAAUUUCAUCUUCCGGUUCAACGCGGCUCCAGCCUUGUACAUCCUGAGCCCCUUCAACCCCCUUAGAAGAAUAUCCAUAUGGAUUUUGGUCCACUCCUUGUUCAGCUUGGUGAUCAUGUGCACGAUCAUCACCAACUGUGUAUUUAUGACACUGAGUCGGCCACCUGACUGGGCAAAGAAUGUCGAAUACACAUUCACCGCAAUCUAUACAUUUGAAUCCCUCGUUAAAAUUUUAGCCCGAGGGUUCUGCAUAGGAAAGUUCACCUUUCUUAGAGAUCCAUGGAACUGGCUGGACUUCUCUGUCAUUGUCAUGGCGUAUGUCACCGAGUUUGUAAACCUUGGCAGUUUCUCAGCUCUUCGCACAUUCAGAGUGCUGAGAGCUUUAAAAGCUAUUUCUGUGAUUCCAGGAUUGAAGACCAUCGUCGGUGCACUGUUCCAGUCGGUCAAGAAGCUUUCUGAUGUGAUGAUCCUCACUGUCUUCUGCUUGAGCGUCUUUGCCCUCAUAGGGUUACAACUGUUCAUGGGCCAUUUAAAGCAAAAGUGUGUGUUCAUACCAGUACACAAUGCUUCCGCCAUUAAUGGCACCUACGUGAACGGAACAGACAACAGUACCCAGGCUUUCAACUGGACUGAGUACUCACUUGAUGAUCAAAACUACUAUUAUCUCCCAGGCAAACGGGAUCCAUUGCUUUGUGGAAACGGCAGUGAGGCUGGACAGUGUCCAGAAGGGUUUUCGUGCAUCAAAGUGGGAAAGAACCCCGACUAUGGUUACACCAGUUUUGACUCGUUUGGGUGGGCCUUCCUUUCCCUCUUUAGACUCAUGACUCAGGAUUAUUGGGAAAACCUCUAUCAGCAGACAUUACGGGCCUCUGGAAAGCCCUACAUGGUGUUCUUUGUGCUGGUCAUAUUCCUUGGCUCCUUCUACCUAAUUAACCUGAUCUUGGCUGUGGUUGCGAUGGCGUACGAGGAGCAGAGCCAGGCCACCAUUAAGGAGGCUCAGGAGAAGGAGGAGGAGUUUCAGGCCAUGCUGGAGCAACUCAAGCGACAGCAAGAAGACGCUCAGGCCACUGCAGUGGCGUCUGCAGAGCACGGUGAGGUCAGCGACCACGUCGGUGGCACGGAGAGCUCUUCAGAAACCUCCAAGCUGAGCUCCAAAAGUGCCAAAGAGCGAUGCAACAGGCGAAGGAAAAGAAAGGAUGAGGGCAAGGUCCCGCAGUCCGAGUCUCAGGAGAGUAUUAAGAAGGCCCGAUGUCGCUUCUCGGUGGAGCCCAAUGUGCUCAACUAUGACAUGAAGUGCUCGUCGGCCCACCAGUCCUUUCUGAGUAUUCACGGACCCCCAUUCUCAUCCAGACGGAACAGCAGGACCAGCGUUUUCAGUUUCCAAAGCCAAUCAAGAGAUGCCGGCUCAGAAAAUGAGUUUGCAGAUGAUGAGAACAGCCUUUUUGAGGACAACCGGAGUCGAAGAACCUCUUUGUUUUUUACCCGGGGGUGUGACCGCCAAGGCAGCAGUAUCAGCCAGUCCAGCUUGUUUCCACAUCAGCUGCUUUCACCCUGCAGGAUGAAACAGAGCACUGUAGACUGCAACGGAGUAGUGUCCAUAAUGGGUGUCGAUUCAAUCCCGUUAUCACCUAUGGGGCGCUUUCGUCCUAAACUGACACUAGAUAGGACCUCCAAUAGAGACAAAGCUGACACUACCGACACUGAUGGGGGAACAAACCAGGAAUGCACCGACUUUCCCGAGGACCCACGAGCCAGGGACAGAACUGUUAGCGUAGCCAGUGUCAUAACCAGCACAAUGGAAGAGCUCGAAGAAUCAAGACAAAAGUGUCCUCCCUGCUGGUACAGUUUCGCAAACACUUUCCUCAUCUGGGAGUGUUGUCCAAUCUGGCUGAAGAUCAAGAAGGUGGUCAAACUCAUUGUGAUGGAUCCAUUUACGGAUUUAACCAUCACCAUCUGCAUUGUACUCAAUACCUUAUUCAUGGCCAUGGAGCAUUACCCAAUGACUAAGGAUUUCUCCAGGACGCUAAGUGUGGGCAAUAUGGUAUUCACUAGCAUCUUCACAGCUGAAAUGGUCUUCAAACUCAUCGCUAUGGAUCCAUACUACUACUUUCAGGAAGGGUGGAACAUUUUUGAUGGAAUCAUUGUCAGUUUAAGCUUAAUGGAGCUCGGUUUGUCCAAUGUUGUUGGAAUGUCCGUCCUGAGAUCGUUCCGAUUGCUACGGGUCUUCAAGUUGGCCAAGUCGUGGCCGACUCUGAACACCCUGAUCAAAAUAAUCGGUAACUCUGUGGGGGCUUUGGGAAACCUGACGCUGGUGCUGGCCAUUAUCGUCUUCAUCUUUGCCGUAGUGGGCAUGCAACUGUUUGGGAAAAACUACAAGGAUUGUGUGUGUAAAAUCUCCAGCGACUGCACCCUGCCCCGCUGGCACAUGAGUGACUUUUUCCAUUCGUUCCUCAUUGUGUUCCGAGUGCUUUGUGGAGAGUGGAUAGAGACCAUGUGGGACUGCAUGGAGGUGGCUGGACCGACCAUGUGCAUCAUUGUCUAUAUGAUGGUCAUGGUGAUUGGAAACCUUGUGGUGCUCAACCUGUUCCUGGCCUUGCUGCUGAGUUCAUUCAGCGCAGACAACCUGGCUGCCACAGAGGACGACAGCGACACAAACAAUUUGCAGAUCGCCAUUGCACGGAUCCAUAAAGGCAUCGCCUUUGUCAAAUCCCUGCUUCAGAGCACCUGUAACAGCGUCUGCCUCAGGAGUAACGAGCAAAACCAGGGAGAGGACAAAUCAUCCCUGGAGGAUUUCCAUAAAGCUUCGGGACCCAACGGCAUCCCCAACCAUACCAUUAAAGAGCUACCAAGGAACGGAAAUGGGGAUGUGACAGGGGUGGACAAAAGUGGGGACAAGUACAUCGUCUGCAGCAAGACUGACGAUUCCAUCAUGUCUUUCAUCAACAACCCCAGUCUGACUCUCAAUGUUCCCAUCGCGGUGGGGGAGUCCGACUUUGAAAACCUCAACACGGAGGACUUCAGCAGUGUCUCAUCCGAUGCAGGGGGAUGCCGUGUGACCAUCAAUGACGAUGGCCAGCUCAGCACGUCCGAGGCCAGCACAGUGGACUUGGGGGAAAAAGAUGGAGACUCUCUCGACUAUGAAUUAGAGGAAUCCAUGGAACCGGACGCCUGCUUUCCCGACAGCUGUGUGCAGAGGUUCCAGUGUUGCCAGGUAAACGUUGAGGUGGGCAGGUGGAAAAUAUGGUGGACUAUCAGAAAGACCUGUUUCCGAAUCGUGGAGCACAACUGGUUCGAGAGCUUCAUCAUUUUCAUGAUCCUGCUAAGCAGCGGCGCCUUGGCGUUUGAGGAUGUCUACAUUGAGACCAGGAAGACCAUCAAAGCAAUGUUGGAGUACGCGGACAAAAUGUUCACCUACAUUUUCAUCUUGGAGAUGUUACUCAAGUGGGUGGCCUAUGGCUACGCCAAGUAUUUCACAAAUGCCUGGUGUUGGCUUGACUUCCUCAUUGUGGCUGUUUCGCUUGUCAGUUUAGUGGCCAACGCGAUGGGAUUUGCCGAACUUGGGGCCAUCAAGUCUCUGAGAACCCUGAGAGCUCUGAGGCCCUUGAGAGCCCUUUCGAGAUUCGAGGGGAUGAGGGUGGUUGUCAACGCACUUCUUGGGGCAAUUCCUUCCAUCUUCAAUGUCCUGUUGGUGUGCCUCAUCUUCUGGCUCAUUUUCAGUAUCAUGGGCGUGAACUUAUUUGCGGGAAAGUACUACCGCUGUGUCAACAGAACCACAGACGAACCCUUCCUGCCCACUAAAGUGAAGAACAUGACGCAGUGUUUGGCCUUGGGGAAAGAUGUUGCUCGCUGGAAGAAUAUUAAAAUCAACUUUGACAAUGUUGGACUGGGUUACCUCGCACUGCUACAAGUGGCUACGUUUAAGGGAUGGAUGGACAUCAUGUAUGCUGCAGUCGACUCCGCAAGCAAGCCUGGAGAACAGCCGGCAUAUGAGAUCAACUUGAAGAUGUAUCUGUAUUUUGUGGUUUUCAUCAUAUUCGGUGCCUUCUUCACACUCAAUCUCUUCAUUGGUGUCAUAAUUGACAAUUUCAAUCAGCAAAAGCGAAAGUUUGGAGGCCAAGACAUCUUCAUGACUGAAGAACAGAAGAAAUACUACAAUGCCAUGAAAAAGCUGGGCUCAAAGAAACCACAAAAACCGAUUCCCAGACCAUCGAACAAGAUUCAAGCUUAUAUAUUUGACAUCACCACCAAACAAGCAUUCGAUGUUGUGAUCAUGGUUCUGAUAUGGCUGAACAUGGUUGCCAUGAUGGUGGAAACCGAUGACCAGUCAGAUAAAAAGAAAGAAAUUCUCAGCUGGAUCAACGGCGUGUUCAUUUGCGUCUUCACGGGCGAGUGUUUGUUGAAGAUGAUCGCACUGCGCCAGUACUUUUUCACCAACGGUUGGAAUGUGUUUGAUUUCAUCGUCGUCGUUCUCUCAAUUAUUGGUAUGUCUCUCUCUGAGCUGAUUGAGAAAUAUUUUGUGUCGCCCACGUUGUUCCGAGUCAUCCGACUGGCUCGAAUCGGACGAGUCCUCCGCCUUAUUAAAAGUGCCAAAGGAAUCCGCACCCUUUUGUUUGCCUUGAUGAUGUCACUUCCUGCCUUGUUCAACAUUGGUCUCUUGCUCUUUUUGGUGAUGUUUAUCUACGCCAUCUUUGGCAUGUCAAACUUUGCUUACGUGAAGAAAGAAUCCGGCAUCGAUGACCUUUUCAAUUUCGAGACGUUUGGCAACAGCAUGAUCUGCCUGUUUCAGAUCACCACCUCGGCCGGGUGGGACGGCCUACUGGCUCCCAUUCUCAACAAAUACGAAGACGACUGCGACAGCACCGCCGAGCAUCCCGGCAGCGCUGUCAAAGGAGACUGUGGAUCUCCUUCCGUUGGCAUCGCCUUCUUUGUAAGCUACAUCAUCAUCUGCUUCCUUAUCGUGAUCAACAUGUACAUUGCCGUCAUCCUGGAAAACUUUGGCGUAGCCACCGAGGAAAGCGCCGACCCCCUGAGCGAGGAUGAUUUUGAAGUGUUUUACGAGGUUUGGGAAAAGUUUGAUCCGAGCGCAACCCAGUUUAUGGAGUACAACAAAUUGUCCGAGUUCGCCGAUGCCUUGGACCCGCCGCUGCGCAUUGCCAAGCCAAACAAGAUCGAACUCAUCUCGAUGGAUCUUCCCAUGGUGAGUGGCGAACGCAUCCACUGCCUGGAUAUCCUCUUCGCGUUCACUAAACGGGUUCUGGGCGAGGGCGGGGAGAUGGACAUACUCAGGGCGCAAAUGGAAGAGAGAUUCAUGGCCUCCAAUCCUUCCAAAAUGUCAUACGAGCCCAUCACGACCACCCUUCGCCGCAGACAGGAGGACUCGUCGGCCGUGAUCAUCCAGAGAGCUUUCAGAGAGUAUUUGCGGAGACGCGCUGCCGACAAAACCUUCGCGGAAGCCAAAGACAACGUUCCCAAGGACGAAAAGCCAGUUGACAAAGAAGAUCCUGUCGCGGACAAACUCAAUGACGUCUCUGGCUCAGACAUUAAGGAGCCUUCAACCUAUCACACGUCGGAAAAUGACAAAGCCGAACUGGAUGACAAAGACGGCACGCAGCAUGAUUCGUAAAGAAAUGUUGGGAGAUGCUUCAACGACGUGACCAAAUGUUUACAAGCGGCAUCGGACUCCUUUUCUCAUCGUCUGGAUAUCAAUGCCAAACUGACUUUUUCAGCUCAUGAGCCUCAAGGUUGGUGCCUAAAAGGGAAAAGUGGCUCAUUCGGGCAGCAGUGAAACCGUUUUCUAGGAACAAGACUGUUGGAAGAGGAUGGGCAGCAUUUCUCAAGCGUUUGAAAAGACAUUUUCACAGUCGUUCAUGCUCUACUUUCCAUUGCAGCGAGUUCUGCUCUAUACAGUGUCUUGGACUAUUACUAUAUCACUGACUGGUGUAUUGUUUUGCCGACUUAUUUUAAAAGCGUUACCGUGACGUCGUUUCUUUUUUUUAAUCCAUCGAUUGCCUUUUUUCUUAACCUUUUUUUUUUUUUACUUUUCAAAUGUGUGGUUCGUUCAGGAGGAAUAUAAUUGCUUUCACGCUAGCUCUGUCUCGAAUACUUGAAAAAUCCAAAACGGAAAAUGUCAGAACUGCUGCAGCCAUUGUGCAUUGACAUGAAUGGAUGCCCCCGAAUAAAUGCAUGCAAGAGCAUUGGAUGGGGAGCAUAUUUUCAUCAGCCGCUUGCUUCGUGACGCCAAGCAAAUAAUCAUGACAUGGCUAUUUUGUGAAAUACAGCGCAACAUCUAAAGCUGACGCUCCAUUCUGCCACUUUGGUUGACUUCCAAGUCAACAAUUUUCCAUGCCGUUUCAUAGACGGUGAACAGCCAUGGUUGCAAAAACUGUAUGAAGUGUACAGGUGACUUAAAAAAAAAACAUUUGUGAUAGCACCUUAAACGGAACUACAUACUAAACCGUUUAAUUUAGCACUUGCAAUUUUUAAUUCCAAGUUGAAUGACUUGACAGGUUGUCAACUUUGGAUGUUCUGCUCAAUCUGCCAUGUUCACUCAUUCACUCCCAAAGACGUUUUUAAACGUCUUUUCAGACUUGGUCCAGAAUUGGCUGGUACCGAAUGAGUUAACAGAAACACCAACUCAAGGCAGCCAUUCCCAACAAUUAACACGUUUUACACUUGAAAAAUCUCCCAUCAAACUCCCCCCCCCCCCCCAAAAAAAAACAGCCUUCUGCCUUUCCGUGGAAGAGCAUUUCAUUUGUCAAGAAAUAAUUAAGUAAAAAUCAGCCCAACUAAGUGUAAUUAGAUCAUUUCAGUAGUACAGCUGAUGAUUUCAUUGGUUGGGAAUCGCUGCCUUGGGUUAGUGUUAAAAACAAGCCCGUCGCGUCGACCUGUCAAGUGGUACGUCAGUCGCACUUGCGCGGGCGGCCAUACUGUACUUUGCACAUUCAGUUUUGUUGCAUCAUCAUUGCGCUUAUCUCAGGUCACUUGCGUGUUUUCCGGUCUACAAUUUUCCAUAAUGCUGAUUACGUGGAACCUGUAUCAUGAUAUUACUAAAUAUAGACUCCUGGCCGACUGAUUAUCAGUUAUAUUGUCUCAGUUGGGCGUCGUCGUCACUCGCCGGUACUCAAAACCGUUAUGAGACACGAAUGUCUCGGACAGGUCCUCCUUUCAUGUUGCGGCGCUUGUUUUCAGUUGGAACUAAUAAUCAACGACCGUAUUAUUUAAUGGCUACAAAGUUGUGGAUGCUGCAUAUUGGUUCCUUAGGACAUGAAAUCUAAAUAUUUGAUUUGAUUGAGGUAGUCUGAGAUUCGAACAGCCAGCAGAAGCUGUGUGUAACAAACGCUCGGGUCGUUUUAAGGUCACUUCUUUUUCAAAGACAUCUUAGCUAAUUACAGCUGCUUAGUUAUUUGUUUUGUCUUUUCCGUUCCAUUCAAGCGCGUGUCAUCAAUGUUUGUGUCUGACGUUUCAAUAGAUUUUAGUUUUACCUUACAAUAUUUAUCAGGAUGAACAUCAAAAUUUGAUUUCUGCAGGAUUUUUUUUAUUUUUAUGGGUACAAUUGUACGUGGGCAAGUUGUCACAAAUUCACCGUGACCUUACUCUUUCCGACUUGUGUUUACAUUUUACUGUGACAUUUUUGUCAUCGGGUUGAUUAUUCCAUAUAGCAAAAUACAUCUACUGUUCCGUGUUACGAGACAUCAUUACGUGAAUGUGAAUAUGUUUUGCAUGUCAUUCAAACAAGUCAAUACAUACGUUGUUUUGAUCAUGACGACAAAAGCAUUUGAUUACGCAGACUCAAAUAUCUCCCAUCAUUAAUAUGCAUAAUGCUUGUAGUGUAUAAAUUAUACUGCAUGCUAAACACUGCUAUAACCCAUUUCAGUGAAAGCCAAAAGAAUAAAGACGACAUGUACCCCGA